GAUUUAACAAGUGACGUUGAUAUUACUUUAAAUUCACCCAUUAUUAUAAAUCAGGUAGACACAGCCACAGAGAAUUUAUUGUGUGAUAGUAAUUCUACUGCAAUAGUUCAUAAGAAUCAUCUACAUGAAGGUGAUUUAACAAGAGAUAUUGAUAUUGAUUUAAAUUCAUCCAUUUCUAUAAAUCAGAUAUGCCCAGCCACAGAGAAUGUAUUGGAAGCUGAAUCUCUAGAGUAUCAUUUGCCAUCUAAUGAUGAAUUAUUCAAACUAAACAAAAAUCCUGAUAUCCUCCAAAAAUUAAACUUCAUCAAAAAACAUCCUAUCCAGCCAUCAUUCUACAACAAUAUCUAACUAGAUUUACAAAAGCUCUAUUUUAGAAAAACAUCAGAUGGCAAAAAAAUUUCACGAAAGUGGUUAUCAGUCCUCUGUAUUGAUAAUGAACUCAAAGCUUUAUACUGUCCGUUUUGUAUUGCAUUCAGUUCAUCUCCUACUACAUUUUCUAAUGGCUGUAAUAAUUUUAAACAUAUCCAUGAAGUUGUUAAAAUACAUGAAGAAUCGUUAACACACAGGCAUUCAGUAGAAGCGUAUAUUCAAUCGUCAAAUGAUAAGUCUGUUGAAUUUGGUAUUAAUAACAAUUUAAUGGCAUUAAAAAAAAGUCAAAUACAAGAUAAUAUCCAUGUUAUAAGUGAAGUUUUUGAAAUAGUUAAAUUUCUUGGUCGUCAAAAUUUACCAUUUAGAGGUCCUAGAAACUCUGAAAGUCUGUAUAAGUGGAACGAUGAAGACAAUUUAAACAAAGGCAAUUUUUUGGAGUUGGUUAAAUUUACAGCCAAACGGGAUGCUACAUUAUACAAACAUUUUAAUGCGACUAUAAAAAACAGCAAACGCAGAAAAGACAAUUUGGAAAAAAAAUCAUUAAUUUCUUGUGGCAGGGGUUCACUUGUAACUUUAUUGUCUAAAACUACUGUGAAUAAAGUUAUUUUAUCUAUCGUGAAAUCGAUAAGAGAUAGAAUUAAAUUAGAAUUAGGUGAACAAAAUUUUAGUUUACAGAUUGAUAGUACACAAGAUAUUGGUGUUGUAGAUCAGGCAGCAGUAUGCAUCCGGUACAUUUAUGAAGGAGAAGUAAAAGAAAGGUUAUUUGCUUUAUUAAAAGUUGUCGAUUCAUCAGGAAAUGGCUACUAUGAUAUGUUAAAAAAACUUUUUUCUGAACAUUCCAUUAAUUUUAAUCAUAUUAUUGGUGAAUCAUUUGAUGGAGCAGCUAAUAUGAGAGGGGAGUAUUCAGGACUACAAUCUAAAAUUAAAAGUCAAGAAAAUCAAAAAAGUGUUUAUAUAUGGUGCUAUAGUCAUGUGCUUAACUUAUGUGUAUGUGAUACUUGUAAAGGCGUAGAAGCUAAAAAACUGUUUGGAUUUUUGAAUCGACUAUCAACAUUUUUUAGUGAUUCUUAUAAACGUAUGCACAUAUGGUUAAGUGAAAUUGAUUCAAGUUUGGGGUCUAAUAAAUUGAAAAAACUUCAAAAAAUAGGAGAAAACAAUACGCGAUGGUGGUCGCGAGAAAAAGCACUGUUUUGGAUUUUUGAUGGUGAUAAAUGUCUUUUUCCUACAGUUGUAAGUGUUUUGCAUCAUAUUUCUAUUUCUAGAAAUUUUGAACCUAAAGUUUGUUCAGAAGCAUCUUCUUUAUUAGAUAAUUUAUGUAAUUUUAAAAUAAUUCUCACAGCUCAUAUAUUUUUGAAUAUCUUUAAAAUUAUUGGGCCAACGUCACGUUAUCUUCAGACAAGAGGUAUGGAUUUAUUAUCAGCUUGGAGUAUGGUAGAUUCUGUUAAACAAGAAAUUGGACAUUUAACCUUUGACAAUAUUUUAGAAAAUUCUGUACAUUUUUCCAACAAUAUGAAUGACUUACUUAAUAGUAUGAAUCUUCCGGAUGAUUUAUUAGUACCAAGUACUUUACCUAUUACUAGGCAAAGCGGAAAAAAAAAAGAAUGUAUGAUGAGCUAUGUGCAGACGAAACACCAGAGUUAACAUUAGACAAGUUUAGAGUUGAAACUUUUCAAUCAAUAGUUGAUCACAUUAAUAAUAGUUUAAAUGAACGCUUCACCGACAACAAUCAAUUGAUAGCGGAUGUUCAAUACUUGAUACCUAAAAAUUUUAAACAAAUUGAACAAAUGCUAAACAAAGCUUUAAAACACUUGGCCAAUUUAGCAAAUUUAGAUCACAUACAACUUUGCUUAGAACUAAAUAAUUUUUCUAAAAUGUAUCCCAAGUUAAAAAUGUCUACAACAGAAAGAACUAAACAAAUAUACCGUCAAUUUGAUACUGAUUCAGAUGAAAACACAGAUAAUGAUGAAGAAAAUAUGAAUUAUGAUGCAGCAUUUUCUUGUAACAACAAAAACAGCAUACAUGAUACUAACAAUUGUUUACAAUGUGUAUACAAACUUGUAUACAAUUUAAACAUGCAUGUCUCGGCUUAUACUCAACUAUGUGCUUCAUAUCAGUUUUUUCUUACUUUGUCAGUCACCGAAGUCAACUGCGAAAGGACAUUCAGCAAACUUAAGCUUGUUAAAACAAGACUCAGAGCCAAUAUAAGUCAAGAUAAUUUAGAAGCACUCUUAAUUAUGAGUGUUGAAAAACAAUUACUCAAUGAAAUUGAAAUUUCAAAUGUCAUUGAAUAUUUAAAAGCUAGUUCUACAGUAAUGACUAAAAUGUUUUCAAUAUAAAAUUGUCAUUUAAGUUUUGUUUUAUAUAAUUUAAGUAUUUUCUUAACUAUAAUAAAUAAUAAUGCAUUAAUUUGUAUGGAUUAUGAUUCUUCUUCUUCAUUCUCUGGCAUGACUACUCUCUAAGAGAUUUUACUGACAUUACUAAACUUUGCCACCUAUCUCAAUCUAUGAAUUAUAUUAUAUGAAAAAAAUUGUUUUGAGUCUAAUUGUUGAUUAUCAUGUUUUUUAAUGUUGAAACUAGACCCAAGGUAUCAGUAUGUAACAUAACACAUA
Molecule: messenger RNA, 2978 nt
Organism: Hydra vulgaris (swiftwater hydra)
Lineage: Eukaryota; Metazoa; Cnidaria; Hydrozoa; Anthoathecata; Hydridae
Source: RefSeq, a predicted model, not a curated record